AUGUCUACUUCAGACAAACGGAUGGAAGAUGCUGUGCGGCUGAAGGAGGAGGGGAAUAAAUAUUUUCAAAACCAGAAUUAUGAAGAAGCCUCCAGAAGCUACAGCCAGGCUCUGACACAGACCAAGGACAAAGCUUUGCUGGCCACUCUGUACCGCAACAGAGCAGCCUGUGGGCUGAAAACGGAGAGCUACACUCAAGCAGCAUCAGAUGCAUCCAAAGCCAUUGACAUUAAUGCUUCAGACAUCAAGGCCCUGUUCCGAAGAUGCCAGGCUCUGGAGCAGUUGGGUAAGCUGGACCAGGCUUUCAAGGAUGUGCAGCGCUGUGCUACACUUGAACCCAAAAACCGGAACUUCCAGGAGACUCUGAGGCGCCUCAACUCUAGCAUCCAUGAGAAACUCCAUGUCCAGUUUUCCACAGAUUCCAGGGUGCAGAAGAUGUUUGAGAUCUUAUUGGAUGAGAAUAGCGAGACAGAGAAGCGUGAGAAGGCAGCCAACAACCUCAUCGUCCUGGGCCGAGAAGAUGCUGGAGCUGAGAAGAUUUUCCAGAACAAUGGAGUGGCCCUCAUCUUGCAACUACUGGACACCAAGAAGCCAGAGCUGGGGUUGGCUGCUAUCCGGACGCUGUCUGGCAUGUGCGAUGGGCAUCAGGCAAGGGCAAUGGCAAUCCUGCACACGAUUCAAAUGGAUCGCCUCUGUGGGUGGAUGGCGGUGGAGGAAGAGGAGAUCUCCCGGGCCGUGUGCAGCCUUCUUCAGACCAUCAUCGAUGCCUUGUCUGGGGAGGACAAGCGAGGUCAUCAUGGGAAGGAAGAGGCGCUCGUUCUUGACACCAAGAAGGACUUGAAGCUCAUUGCUAGCCACCUACUGGACAUGCUGGUCAAUAAGAAAGUAUCUGGCCAGGGCAGGGACCAGGCCCUGAACCUACUCAACAAAAACAUCCCCAGGAAGGACCUGUCCAUUCAUGACAAUUCCCGGUCCAUCUAUGUGAUAGAGAAUGGCCUGAGAAAGAUCCUAAAGGUGGUGGGGCAGGUACCAGAGCAGCCCUCCUGUCUGCCACUGACCGACAACACCCGCAUGUUGGCCUCCAUCCUUCUCAAUAAGCUCUACGACGAUCUCCGUUGUGACCCUGAGAGGAACCACUUCCGCAAGAUCUGUGAAGAGUACAUCACCGGCAAGUUUGAUCCCCAGAACAUGGACAAGAAUGUGCAUGCCAUCCAGACGGUGUCAGGGGUCCUCCAGGGCCCCUUUGACCUGGGGAACCAGUUGUUGGGGAUGAAGGGCGUGAUGGAGAUGAUGGUGGCCCUGUGUGGUUCUGAUCGGGAGCAGGACCAGCUGGUGGCAGUGGAGGCCUUGAUUCACGCUUCCACCAAGCUCAGCCGAGCUACCUUCAUCAUCACCAAUGGCGUGACCUUGCUCAAAGACAUCUACAAGACAACCAAAAAUGAGAGGAUUAAGAUCCGCACUCUGGUGGGUCUCUGUAAACUUGGCUCUGCAGGGGGCACCGACUACGGCCUCAGACAGUUUGCUGAAGGCUCCACAGAGAAGCUCGCCAAACAGUGUCGGAAGUGGCUGUGUAAUGUAAACAUAGAUACGAGGACCAGGCGCUGGGCUGUGGAGGGCCUGGCCUACCUCACACUGGAUGCGGAUGUGAAAGAUGACUUCGUCCAGGACAUUCCUGCCUUACAGGCCAUGUUCGAGCUAGCUAAGACCAGUGACAAGACCAUCCUGUACUCCGUGGCUACCACCCUGGUGAACUGCACCAAUAGUUACGAUGUGAAGGAGGUCAUCCCCGAGCUGGUGCAGCUGGCCAAGUUCUCCAAGCAGCAUGUGCCUGAGGAACAUCCCAAGGACAAGAAGGACUUUGUGGAAAAGCGGGUGAAGCGGCUGCUGAAGGCUGGGGUAAUCUCCACAUUAGCCUGCAUGGUAAAAGCUGACAGCGCCAUCCUUACGGAUCAGACCAAAGAAUUAUUGGCCAGGGUAUUCCUGGCGCUGUGUGACAAUGCAAGGGAUCGGGGCACCAUUGUGGCUCAAGGUGGUGGCAAGGCUCUGAUACCGCUGGCUCUCGAAGGCACUGAUGUGGGCAAGGUGAAGGCUGCCCAUGCUUUGGCAAAGAUUGCAGCUGUCUCCAACCCUGACAUUGCUUUUCCUGGGGAAAGGGUGUAUGAGGUAGUACGUCCAUUGGUACGACUCCUGGACACACAGCGGGAUGGACUCCAGAACUAUGAAGCUCUCCUGGGUCUGACUAAUCUGUCAGGCAGGAGUGAAAAACUCCGGCAGAAGAUAAUUAAGGAGAAGGCUCUGCCAGACAUUGAGAAUUACAUGUUUGAAAACCAUGACCAGCUUCGGCAGGCAGCCACUGAGUGCAUGUGCAACAUGGUGGUCAACAAAGAGGUACAGGAACGGUUCCUGGCUGAUGGGAAUGACCGACUGAAGCUGGUGGUGCUGCUGUGUGGGGAGGACGAUGACAAGGUCCAGAACGCAGCAGCCGGAGCCUUGGCCAUGCUGACUGCCGCCCAUAAGAAGCUCUGCCACAAGAUGACCCAAGUGACACCCCAGUGGCUGGAGAUCCUGCAGCGACUCUGCCUUCAUGACCGUCUGUCAGUCCAGCACCGCGGCAUUGUCAUUGCCUACAAUCUGCUGGCAGCUGAUCAGGAGCUGGCCAAGAAGCUGGUGGAGAGUGAGCUGCUGGAGAUUCUGACCUUCGUGGGCAAGCAGGAACCUGAUGAGAAGAGGAAACAGGUGGUGGAGGCUGCCAGGGACUGCCUCAUCAAGUGUAUGGAUUAUGGCUUCAUCAAACCCUUCUCUUAGACCAGGGGCCAGAAGGAGGGACAGCCGCUGGGGCCCGUGUCCUGGGCAUGGGACUGGAUCAGGGGCUCCUGGAUCAGCUGGGAGUGGAGAGUGGAUUUCCACCCCCAUCACCCCCUACAGAGGACCAAUGAGAAAAUGGCAUCCUAUUUUGAUCUUUGUGCCCUGAGCUGUGCCCUGCUGCCGUUUACCAUGUGCCCCAAGAGGCCCUGGCUGACCCAGUGCUACGCCCCCAUCCCCACCUCCUAUGACUGCUAAAGGGGUCAGAGAGGAGUAAUUGGAGAAAAGCUAUAAGUUCUUCUCCACCAACUCCAGAG
Messenger RNA from Vombatus ursinus (common wombat), 3119 nucleotides. Its product is annotated as protein unc-45 homolog B. Gene Ontology annotation, molecular function: Hsp90 protein binding. The coding region runs from base 1 to 2805 and encodes 934 amino acids. The transcript is spliced from 20 exons. The record is from RefSeq and is a predicted model, not a curated record. Lineage: Eukaryota; Metazoa; Chordata; Mammalia; Diprotodontia; Vombatidae.